Messenger RNA from Microthlaspi erraticum, 426 nucleotides. NCBI's taxonomy places the organism in Eukaryota, Viridiplantae, Streptophyta, Magnoliopsida, Brassicales, Brassicaceae. The record is from the annotation of a GenBank genome assembly.
AUGUCAAUGUCAAGAGUUUGUCUCUGCCUAAUCUUCCUCACAUUCCUCACUUCCCCACUUGUGCUCUGCUCUCGCAGCCCCAAACUCGCAGAAGCAUCAUCAGCCGCAAGAGAGAAGAGUCACAAGAAAGGACACAUUCAUCCUCCUGCAAUGCAUGUUCCCCACUCAAUCAAUGCUGUUGAUUCACCAUCCUCCAUGACCAAGAUUGAUGGUGAUGAGCCUGCAACAAACUCUGCCAUAGCCGGUUUCUUCAGGUACAGAUUCCCAUUCCAAGGAUGGCCUUUCCACAAGUAUGCUCCUUUCCCAAACCCUGCAAACCCUUCUGUUCCCACGACAACACCGGCCACCGGAGCUGAGGAAGAGGAGUCUGAGAAAGUUCCUUCUUCUCCAACCAAAGGAAACAACAGAGAUGGAGGCAAUGCUUGA